UCAUCCUAGCUGGUAACCAGAGCUGCAGCCAAAGCUAUGAACUGGUCAAGUGUGUGACCUGUCAGGGGUCCUUGGGAGGGUUUUCUUCUCGGGGGUUUGUGAAUAAAGGCUACAUCCUUGGAACGAGGCCCUCUGUUGCUCUGACAAAGGAGGAGCCAAACACUCAAAGACCUUCAUUUAUCGCCAAGCCCCCUUUUAUUCUCGUAUUUUUUCCCCCCCUCAGAGGAAAGUAGAUGAGAGCAGAACCGGAGACUUGGGGAAUCCAGUGCUAAAUGUGUGUAUUGGAGAGGAUAUAUUCUUUUGGCUUUUGAUGCGAUUAUUAUUGUCUCGUUUAUGUCAGUGAUGUUAAUAUAGCAGUAAAACAUUUUAUUAUUCGAGACACACACAAAAUGCUCAUGUAACUCCACAAUUAUGUAUGUGACUGAACCUAAAUUUAAAAAUAGCAAAGCUUCUUUAAAAAUUCCGGUGAGCAAUAUUUAGGCCAAACAUAUUUAGACAGACCAGUGUUGGAAGCUUAUUAGAAGGAUCUCUUGCUAAUGGUCUCCAAGAAUGAGCCUAAAUCCUUUGAGGGUACCCUGUUGUUACUGAAGGGGCUUGAGAGAUGCAAGAAACAUAGACUGUUCAUCGCCAUGAGAUGCUCUCUCUCUCUCCCUCCUGUAGUAUGGAUCAAUUCCCUCUUGCUUUCUUGUUACUACAGGACUAUUUACAAUUUGUCACAAACACAGCGCAGUACAAAGAUCAGGACCUUGUCGGAUUAAAACCUCGCAGCUGCAAUGUCUUCUGAAGGACGGAGGUGCAGGGUAAUGUCAGCUAAACGGCCCUAUGUGUUGCUGUGAAUAUCAACUUGUGCUUAGCGGAGAGGAGCGUUGCCAUGGUGAUUGUUUCCAAUUUCUCUCUCGGAAUAUAAAGAACAUCAUUUAGAGUCGUUUGUCACUGAUGAUAUGGAAAGGAUUUCGAACUUCCUAACACAAUGUCAGAGAUGUGCUGAAAUCAAAUGAAAACAAUAACAAUGGAAACCUGCAGAGUCCCUAUUGACAGAUCCUUUGGGACCCUCGAUGCCCUAGGUGGUGUUCCACUUGUUUACUGUUAUGCUGAUGUGGUUUCUGAACACCCUUUCUGACUUUGUGUUUGCCUCUCUUUCUGUGUUUCUGUGUGCUCUUGUUCUGUGCUGCUGCAGUCUGGCUGAGGAGGAGAUAAAGACAGAGUCUGAUGUGGUAGAGGGGAUGGAUGCGUCUGCACGAUCCAAAGUCCCUGAUCCACCCGGGUCAGCAGAGCGAUCACUGGCACCACAGAAAAGAAAGGUGUCAAGUCCCACCCAUUCCUCCAAUGGACACUCUCCCUCAGACACUUCCCCCAGCCCACUCAAGAAAAAGAAGAAGCCUGGGGCUCUCAGCAGUAACAACAAAGACCAGUCAGAGCUAAGACAUGGUCCCUUUUACUAUAUGAAGCAGCCAGCACUCACCACAGACCCUGUUGAUGUUGUACCGCAGGACGGCAGGAAUGACUUCUACUGCUGGCUGUGCCACCGCGAGGGCCAGGUGCUCUGCUGUGAGCUCUGCCCCAGGGUGUACCACGCCAAGUGCCUCAAACUACCAGCUGAGCCUGAGGGCGACUGGUUCUGUCCAGAGUGUGAGAAAAUAACAGUUGCUGAAUGCAUUGAAACCCAGAGCAAGGCGAUGACGAUGCUGACAAUAGACCAACUCUCGUACUUGCUCAAAUUUGCACUCCAAAAGAUUAAACAGCCAGGGACAGAGCCUUUUCAGAAGCCUGUGUCUCUGGAACAGCACCCAGAUUAUGCAGAGUACAUCUUCCACCCCAUGGAUUUGUGUACUUUAGAGAAGAAUAUUAAAAAGAAAAUGUAUGGCUGUACUGAGGCCUUUCUUGCUGAUAUGAAAUGGAUCUUACACAACUGCAUCAUCUAUAAUGGAGGUAAUCACAAGUUAACAGCAACUGCAAAAGUCAUUGUCAAGAUCUGUGAACAUGAGAUGAAUGAGAUUGAGGUGUGUCCAGAAUGCUACCUGUCCUCAUGCCAAAAAAGGGACAACUGGUUUUGUGAACCAUGUAGUCAACCUCACCCCCUGGUCUGGGCUAAGCUAAAGGGCUUUCCAUUCUGGCCAGCAAAAGCACUUCGAGAAAAGGAUGGGCAGGUAGAUGCACGAUUCUUUGGACAACAUGACAGGGCCUGGGUCCCAAUCAACAACUGCUACCUCAUGUCCAAAGAGAUUCCUUUCUCCGUAAAGAAGACAAAGAGCAUUUUCAACAGUGCCAUGCAAGAGAUGGAAGUCUACGUCGAAAACAUUCGCAAGAAAUUUGGGGUCUUCAACUAUGCUCCCUUCCGCACUCCCUACACGCCCAACAACCAGCUGCAGAUGCUACUGGACCCUUCCAAUCCCAGCGCUGGUACGGUGAAAACAGAGAAACCUGAUAAACUUCGCUUCAACUUUGAUAUAACUGCAUCUCCAAAGAUGGUCCUCAGCAAGACUUCCACACCCAGUGGUAUGAGUCGGAGGGUCUCAAUGACGGACAUGCCUCGGUCUCCCAUGAGCACCAACUCCUCGGUUCACACAGGGUCUGAUGGGGAGCAGGAUACAGAAAAAGCCAGCAGGAAUUCUGCCUUCCACUACAGCACUGGAGAGGAGUCAAUGGACUGUACUGCAUCUCCUGUCUCAGGGAAGAUGGGUCCUGCUGGCAGCAUGACAGGCAGCCCGAAGCCCUUUAACCCCGGACUGGCGCCCAAGCAGGAGAGGACUGCAGCCACAGGCGGCAUCCUUAAUCUUAACCUUGACCGAGUCAAGGCUGAGAUGGAUCUGAAGGAACUGAGUGAGACUGUGCAACAGCAACAGCAUCAGCAACAACAAGGAGCGUCAACUGCCCUCCCAACCCCAAAGAGACCCAUCAGGAGCCUGGACAAGACUAUUGAAAGCUGCAAGGCACAGCUUGGGAUAGAUGAGAUUUCUGAAGAUGUGUAUAAAGGUGUGGAUCACAGUGACACUGAGGACUCUGAGAAAUCUGACUCAAGCGACAGCGAGUAUCUCAGCGAUGAGGAACAUAAGCCAAAGAGCUCCGCCCAGGACGAAAAGGACAAAGCAGACAGAAAAAGGCCCAAAGCAAGCACAAAUGGAGAGAAUAAGGAGGGAGUUACCGGGACAGGGGAUAGAGCCACCCCUGAACCCCUGCUUAAAGAGAAGCAGGGUAGCAAUGGCCCAGAUAGGGACCCUCAAGAGAAGCCCAGAACGCCCCAGACUCAGCCCCUCACUGAGAAGCCCAAGACCCCAGAGGAGGGUAGAGCAACUGCUGCCACAUCAGUGGCUGAGCAAGACUCUGAUUCAGAAAGAGAGCUGGUGAUUGAUCUGGGGGAUGAACACGGAGGCCGUGAUGCUAAGAGGGCGAGGAGAGAGGCGGGGGCUUCUGUAGCCAAAACUCUCAAAGAGUCUAACGUUGCCAAGUUGGAAGGUAAACAACCUUCAUCUGCUGCAGCAGCUGCACCAGUACGGGAAGCUGCCUCCAACCUGAAAGACUCCUUGCAACCUGCUAUCACAGCAGCCCUCAACCUUGUUUCCACUGCAGCAUCUGGUCAGCCCAGUGCCACCUCAGCUACCAGCGGUACCACCAGUGCUCCUUCUCCUGCCUCCACCUCAGUUUCCACAACAUCCCCAGCACCUGCUGCUGUAAAGAAACAGCGCCCCCUACUGCCUAAAGAAACAGCUCAGGCUGUGCAACGAGCGGUAGUUUGGAAUCCCACCAAGUUUCAGACGUCUUCUCAGAAGUGGCACAUGCAGAAGGUGCAGAGGCAGCAGCAGCAUGGAGAGCAGUCAGCAGUGCAGACAAGUGCACAAGCCCAGACUCAGGCACAGACACGGAGCCCACAGCAGCUGCAGUCACAACAGCAGAAUUCCUCCUCAAGUACCCGCUAUCAGACCAGACAAUCGGUCAAAGGGCAACAAAAAGACACGCCUCAGAAUACUUCCUCAUCAACAUCUGCCCAGGGCUCAUCGGGUAGCUCCUCUUCGUUCAUGUCAGGAGACGUGCAGAUCCCUACAGUCUCAGCCGAUGUGGCUGCUGACAUAGCCAAAUACACAAACAAGAUUAUGGACACAAUAAAAGGGACAAUGACUGAAAUCUACAAUGACCUUUCCAAAAGCACAUCAGGAAACACAAUUGCAGAGAUUCGACGGUUAAGAAUAGAGAUUGAGAAGCUUCAGUGGCUGCAUCAACAGGAGCUGUCAGAGAUGAAGCACAACCUGGAACUGACAAUGGCAGAGAUGAGGCAAAGUCUGGAGCAGGAACGAGAACGGUUGGUGGCUGAGGUGAAAAAACAGACAGAGUUGGAAAAGCAGCAGGCGGUGGACGAGACCAAAAAGAAACAGUGGUGCGCCAACUGCAGAAAGGAGGCCAUCUUCUACUGCUGCUGGAAUACCAGUUACUGUGAUUACCCGUGCCAGCAAGCCCACUGGCCAGAGCACAUGAAGUCCUGCACGCAGUCAGCCACAGCAUCGCAGCAGGAACCAGAGGCAGAACCCAACUCGGACCCCUCAGUCAAAUCAUCAGGUCACUCUCCUGCCACACAGACCCUGCCCUCAGCAGCAGCAUCCAUAUCAGACAAAAGCAACUCUCCCACAUAUAUGGACAAAAGCAAGGACAGCGCUGGCGUUACUGUGACAUAACUGCUACACUACACUCUUGUACACUUUGCAAGGCCGCUGUGGAGCUUGUGGCGUCAAAAUUGGUGCUUGAAGGCCUGCAUCUCUGUGACAAAUCACUUUUUUAUUUCUCCAUUCCCAUAUGCUUUGUGGACAUUUUGGGUUUUUCCAUUAUUCACAAGUUUCCAUGAGUUCCUGUUCAGGUGGGCUCAUCAUGUGAAAGUAGUCUGUCUUGAGAAAUAAAUGUGAGUCUGUAUGUUAUCAUACUGUAGUUUUAUGUUAUAACUCUGUUACCACUUUGUUUCAAUUCUGAACAAGAUUGUAUCAACCCACAAAAUAUUUACAUUAACACUUUCAAUGCUGCUCUCAAGUACUUCAUGACUGUUAUUAUUUUGCUGAGAUCUCUCCAUUCUAUGAGACAAAAAGUUUAAAACAGCCAGCAACAGCUUAUAUUCCCUUCUCACGGUGCCAUCAGAGGUAUUUUGAGUUAUGCAAAUUUAAUUUGUUUUAAACUAUGUCUGCUUUAUUGUCAGCUGAGGUGAUUUGAAUGAUGUACAUUUAGUUUUCGACCAUGUCCUCUUCAUGUCAAUGGCAGAAUUUUUGGCUCAUACCAGUUUUGUAUUGUAGUUCCACAUUGUAUAGGCCUACAUAAAAAAGUAUCUGUGAUUUAUUAAAAAGAACUAAAAAAUUAAACUGUACAAAGUUUUUGUAAGAAGAAACCUGAACAAUAUUUAUUGUGUUAUAUGUUUUUAUAGUAUGUUUAAUGAAGUCACAUUUCUAUGUGUCUAAAAAAAAGUUAUUUGAAAAAUAAAUUUCACAUGAAUGUCAGCACUGAGCAAAGUCUCUGUUAUCCAAAGCUGAUUUAAAUCCUGGUCAGACUGUGUCUAAGAACUGGGUAGGCAUCAAUAGAAACUGCAUUUUGGCUGGAUAUUAUUUCCUGUGAGCAUGUCUGUUUUGAGCUUGUGUCUCGUUCUUGUUUACAUAUUGUAAAUACAAUAAAUGGACUCGUGAAGAAAUAAAAAUGCUCUGAUCAAGUUGG
This is a messenger RNA of Scomber japonicus (chub mackerel), 5679 nucleotides long. RefSeq names its product protein kinase C-binding protein 1-like. Lineage: Eukaryota; Metazoa; Chordata; Actinopteri; Scombriformes; Scombridae. Gene Ontology annotation, molecular function: protein binding. Bases 1089 to 4664 code for a protein of 1191 amino acids. The transcript is spliced from 19 exons. The record is from RefSeq and is a predicted model, not a curated record. Gene Ontology annotation, biological process: regulation of DNA-templated transcription.